AUGGUGUUGUCCAUGGAUCAAAGUGUGCUAAGGGUCUCGAUUGAUGUGAAAUCCAACGACCGACCAUUUCCACGAUUUGGGCAACCACAAAGGAUUGGUGAAUAUGCGGUAGCCCUGCGAGGAGGAUUUUAUUGCCAGGUGACACGAGACAGAUGUGUGGUAUCUGGGCGUGAAGAUGCUAAGUAUUUGUAUGAAGCUGCGCUGGCCGAUGGCGGACGAGUACGAUUCGACCUGAAUAAGGGGUUUAGCACGUUCGAAGAAAAGGUUCUACAUGAAGCUGAUUUUGUGUGUUGGCGUGGCCUUUUAACCCGGAUAGCUGCGACCCCGUUCUCUCCGAAAGACCCGUGGGAGUUCGCAGCAGCACGAAUUGGAGGAGUGAUUUUCCUGUGCGAAAAGGAGACAGAAGAGACUCGUCAGAGGAAGGAUUCGAUGACUCAGAGAGAAAAAAUCAUGUCAUAUUGGGGAUUCAAGUUCGAGCAAUAUAUGACGGUUGCUGAAAAAGGCGGGCAGCCGAAUGUCAGCGAGCGGGUGACGUGCCGAGAAGAAUUCGCGAUGGUUGUCAAAUCCACUCUUGCCGCAACCGUUGGACGUCCUUUACGGUUGGUAUACAGUGGUGAAGUGGAUGCCAUCAAUAAAGAUGGAGAACCGAUCGAGUUGAAGACACAACGACAUGCUCUUGAAGGCACGUUUUGGAAGCAAAAGAGCUUGAAAUGGUGGUUGCAAUCAUUUCUUCUUGGUAUUCGAGACAUUAUUGUUGGUUACCGUGACGACGAUGGGAUUGUAAAAAAGGUUGGAUUCGUGCAUACGGAUGAGUUACCAAAAAGCGGUGAAUGGUCCGGGAAUGUUUGCAUGAAUGUGUUGUCCAGUGUAUUAACGUCGCUGCGUGAUUUGCUAGAAGAAGACGGUGAAGCAUGCGUGGUCCGCUUUGAACAAAAUCGUGACGAAAUUACGAUUCACUCCACUCCGUUACCUGAUAUCGAUUUCUUCACCUACGCGUUUCGUGUACAUUUUCAAUUUGGAAUAGAAGAGUUGUGUCAAAAGUCCGGGGAGUCUGUGGCGUUUUUGGCUAGAUGA
Messenger RNA from Ostertagia ostertagi, 1074 nucleotides. NCBI's taxonomy places the organism in Eukaryota, Metazoa, Nematoda, Chromadorea, Rhabditida, Trichostrongylidae. The record is from the annotation of a GenBank genome assembly.